AACCUCCCUACCUCUCUCUCUCUUUCUCUCUAUACACAGCAUAAUCUUUAGCAUCUUCCACUGUGAACUAGCGCUUUCAUUUCGUUCUUCGCUUUGUUUUAGGUUCCAUUCAACGAUCCAAGAAAAAUGCUAGCGGUUUUCGACAAAUCUGUGGCAAAGAGCCCUGAGGCUCUGCAGAGUCCUCAGUCAAACUGUGUUUCAGCCCUGAAAGAUGGGUUUCUGGCACAACACUUCUCAUCUGUUCAUCCUGGUUCCGUCACCGUCAACCUUGGCUCUUCGGGUCUCUUGGCAUAUUCUCUUGACAAACAGAACCCCCUCCUUCCAAGGCUGUUUGCGGUCGUGGAUGACAUCUUCUGCUUGUUUCAAGGCCACAUUGAGAAUGUUGCUAAUCUUAAGCAACAAUAUGGAUUGAAUAAAGCAGCAAAUGAGGUGAUCAUUAUCAUCGAGGCAUACAGGACUCUAAGAGAUCGUGGUCCCUAUCCUGCUGCUCAGGUUGUGAGAGAUUUCCAAGGCAGAUUUGCAUUUAUUCUGUUUGACAGUGGUUCUAAAACCACAUUUGUUGCUGCGGAUGCUGAUGGGAGUGUUCCCUUCUUUUGGGGAACUGAUGCUGAUGGAAAUCUUGUUCUUUCUGAUGAGACAGAGAUUGUAACUAAGAGCUGUGGGAAAUCUUCUGCACCAUUCCCUAUAGGAUGUUUCUUUACAACAUCUGGAGGUUUGAGCAGUUUUGAGCAUCCACUUAAUGAGCUGAAGCCUGUACCAAGGGUUGACAGUUCUGGUCAGGUGUGUGGUGCCACUUUCCAGGUGGAUGCCGAGGCUAAGAAGGAAACAACUGGUAUGCCAAGGGUUGGGAGUGCUGCUAACUGGUCUAAUAAUAUCUGAUUUCAACCCUGUUUUAUUUGUACCGAGGCUUUUAUUAUUGCUUGACUUGGUUGAAUUUUCAAGUUCUGGUCAUCUGUUCCUACCAUAUGAUAACUCCGAGGCUCUAGUGAGGCUUAGCUUAUCAUAUUAGUUAUUGCGGAACAGAAAUAUGAUUUCAUGAAGCUAUCCAAAUUGCUUCCGAGCAAAUAUUGAGCUCAUACUCUCUUGGCACAUAUCAUGUAAUAAUAUCAACUUGCGCACAGGUUCAUCCUAAAAAUGAAGAUUAAUUACUGCUUUUGUUUGAU
Molecule: messenger RNA, 1163 nt
Organism: Gastrolobium bilobum
Lineage: Eukaryota; Viridiplantae; Streptophyta; Magnoliopsida; Fabales; Fabaceae
Product: stem-specific protein TSJT1-like
Exons: 4
Coding region: 127-879 (250 amino acids)
Source: RefSeq, a predicted model, not a curated record